GAAUAUCAAAACAAACACCGUCAUAACCGGCGGUUUUAAACAAAUGUCGUUUAUUUAAAAUAACAAGUCAAACGAGGAAACAAGACAAACUACUAAAUUAUGUUUAAGAGGAAUGUGUGUUCGUGUCUGAAUCGAUCACUGUAGUGAGGAUGACCAGGGGCAGAUGGCAGGAUCGUGUGAAAGCGGUGGAGCAGCGGACUCUGUCCUAUCAAGCCGCCCCCAUCUGCUGCCCGUAUAAGACUCGUCUGUCUCGGCCGUGGCAGCCCACCUCUGUGUGGAGACUGUUCCCCCGCCAGAAGGAAGCCAUUGCCUUCAGCCAGCGGUGCAAACAGGAUGUGCACAUGUUUGCUCUGGAGAAAGAAGGCACAGAUGCAGGUCAGAGGAUUUAUCUAGUGACCAGCUACUGUGAGCUCUGGCAUUACUACAGUUCUCACAGACAGUCACUGAUGCACUGCUAUGAGGUGAUUCCUGAGGGUGCUGUCUGCAAGCUCUACUUCGAUCUGGAGUUUCACACAGCAUCCAAUGCCAACCUGGAUGGUAAAAAGAUGGUGGCAUCAUUAAUUCAGUAUGUGUGUGCGAAGCUGGAGGACGUGUACGGUCUACACUGUUCUGCUAGAGACGUGCUGAAUCUAGACUCCAGCACAGAGGAGAAGUUCAGCCGCCACCUCAUCUUCCUGAUGCCCAGUUGCGCAUUCAAAGAUAACAGGCAUGUUGGCCGGUUUAUCCAUGACAUACUGAAACCUGCACUGAAUCAUCUUGGAAAUAGCUCUGAAGCUGUGCCUUCAGCAGGAACCACUCCAGAGGAGGUUGAUGGUCUCAGUGAUGGACCUGAGUCAAAGAGAAUCAAACAUGAUCAGAAGCAAGAAGAGGAUCUGAGUUUUCUAAGAGUAAAGAGCAAGGACGGGCAAGAUCAGCUCUUUGUGGAUCUAGGCGUGUACACCAAAAACCGAAACUUCCGCCUGUACAAGUCGUCCAAACUGGGAAAGAACGCCGCUUUUGCUGUGGCUGAGGAUAACGAGUUCAUCCAGAAACCUGACAAGCACGCCACAGAGGAGGAACGCUUAUUUCUGGCGUCUUUAUUAACCAACAUCAGUUUUACAGGGCAGAGGAUUCUGACAUAUGAUCUUCCAGAACGGACUUCAGAUGGAUCUCAGGGUUCUGUUCAGCACAAAGGCCUGCAAAGCAAAGAGCUUGCAGGUGAACAGCAGUCCUCACCUUACAAAGAGCUGGAUGACUUUGUUCUGAAGCUGGUCUGCAAGGAGGACAUCCAAGGGAGUAUCAGACGCUGGACGUACUUUGUAUCUGAUCAGCUGCUGGUCUACGACAUUGGGAAGUUCCGCUGGUGUUAUAACGUGAACCGCUUCCACAAGAGUAACAACAUCAUGAUAGUCAUAGAUCUGAAAGAAGAGGUUUGGUAUCAGAGGUGUCAUGAUCCUGAGUGCAGAAAACAGAACUACAGAUCCUCUAGUUUCCCACUUCCACAAGAGGUCUGCAUGAGCUACAUGCUGAAGGAGGACGAGGAGGAUCAGGCGUUUCUGAUGGACGAUUUGGGCAACAUCGAGUUGAGUCAGAGACAUGUUCCUGCAUCUGUUCAAGAAAUGCAGGACACAGAAGGAGCCACUUCAUGCCCUCCGAUGGGAAUCGAACAGGACUGGGAAGAUGACGAUGCCUCGUUCCUUGAGGCUCUAGAUGAAGUAGAGAGGAGCAUUGAGGAGGAAGAGGAGAUUCCUGAUGAGCUCCUGAUCCAGGCAGUGACUGAGUGUGAAGCUCAUAAUAAUAAUAAUAAUUAAAAAUACUAUUAAGUGACCGUU
Molecule: messenger RNA, 1811 nt
Organism: Trichomycterus rosablanca
Lineage: Eukaryota; Metazoa; Chordata; Actinopteri; Siluriformes; Trichomycteridae
Gene: primpol
Product: primase and polymerase (DNA-directed)
Exons: 14
Coding region: 150-1790 (546 amino acids)
Biological process (GO): replication fork processing; mitochondrial DNA replication; response to UV
Cellular component (GO): mitochondrial matrix; nucleus
Molecular function (GO): DNA-directed DNA polymerase activity; chromatin binding
Source: RefSeq, a predicted model, not a curated record